GUAGCACGCACGUACGUGUAGCUUGAGCACAUACUAACUACCUAACACAAUGCUAUGUCAAAUGGAACCUACCUCUAUAUCAGAGGUGUGCGUGAGCUCAGAGGAGACCACGUCACAGACCAUCACCCCUACACACUAUGAGUCCAACAACACCGCACGUAAUGUCGUAGGGGUUCGCGGCCGAAAGAAGCUGAGCGCACAGCUGACGAGUACAUCUACGGAUGACGAGAUGGAGAUGGAGAUGGAGGUAGAGGUGGAGCCAGACACGCGCAAAUUCACCAAUGGACAGGUAACACCAUAUGCAAUGGAGGAUACUUACGUGGACUCGGAUAUACACUCCCCAUAUGCACCUACAGGGUCACACGAGCGUACACACACGCCUAACCUCUCACACGAAAGUACACCGGAAAGUACACCUGAAGGUGCAAGCUUUGCACACAAUGACGUGAAGCCUGAGGCCCAACACGCACGAGAGAAGCUUGACUUGGGAUUUAUGUGGGCACAGGACAGAGACCGCUUCCUCGCCGAUCGGGCCCGACAACAGAGGGAUAUGUAUAUGUGCCACACACGAGAGAUGCACGACUUACAGAUACGCCAACAUGCUGAGGUGGCACACUGGACUGACUACUUCGCGUACACUAAACGUACUCAGUGGCAUAUGAGCGGACAUGAGAGAGAUGAUACGGAGACUAACGUCACCAACGAGGGACACGAACAAGGUGGAAAUGAAGCUGACGUGACGGAUAUCGUGCAAGCACAGUACAUGCGCGACAUGCGUAUGCGACACGAAAGUGAGAUGCAUCGUGUGGUUGCGCACCACACGAGAGAGGUUCAGCAGUGGCGCGCAUACUUUGACGGCGUUCUGUGCACUAUGGAGGACGACACUGAAGUCGCUUGUGAACGGAUCGUCCAGGCUACAGCGUCAGGCACAAAUACGGGCGACUACAUCGUCAAGUGUGGGGACUGUCGAACCACACUCACACAAGACGACUACUUCUGGUGCCAGGGCUGUAAGAUGGCCACGUGUGCGUCGUGCAAGGGUGCGUCGUGUCAUGUGUGCGAAGAAGAACUGUGUGAUGGAUGCCUGGGCUCCUGGGAGCAGGGGUGUGGGUCGUGUGCUAUCAAUGAUGUUGUACGGUGUUGUGAGCUGAAGACUAUGUACUGUGGUCAGCAGGAGUGCACGGCACACGCCGCGCAGCACGCAGACCACUGCGACUGUGAAACAGCGGGGCAGGACCGCGAAAGGUACACGUCGUAAAUUCAAGACAAGUAAUUUACGACACGUGUCGGAAAGUCAGCGUGUACUUGCGUGUACUUGCGUGUACUGUACCCGUGCACUGGCCAGGGUGGUGGAUCUGUCGGCUAUCUCGCCGAUGACUGCCGGGGCUGUCAGACUGUCCUUGCCGUAUUUUCGGACCGGUCGUAUAAUGGACAAGUCCUAUAAGCUGGGAGUCAAAGAUAGCUCGCUUGAUAUUCAUCGAGUCGGUGUAGUAUACGCAUAGGAUCACGCGUGCAAGGUCCGCGCUUUAGAAACCGCUUGCAGUUUCGGGAAUGGACUUUAGACAGACUCCCAGCGAAGUGUGUCGCUUGAAUUUCAAGGGAUGUUCAACAUACACUUAUGCGUGGGCCAUUUGGAACUGAAACGAGCUAGGAUGUGGCAUCAAUGGCCGCAGGAUGCAGUCAGUAUACAAUACAUACAUGCACGCAUAACACCCGACUAUACUCGCCAAUCGAUGCCAUCCUUGAACCAUAUAUAACAAGAAUGUAGACUGGUAUGGCUGCGUACAGACUCGCGCGCUGCCAUGCGUCACAUAUAAGGACUUGCCAGAAUGCUGAACCACGCCGGGAUACUAGAAAAACAUGCCCGUUACAAGGGUACGUGUGGGAAAUCGCGACAAAUGAAAUCAGAAGGCGAUUUAAACAUAUACCGCCUUACUGGUAUAUUGAAGAAAAAAAUGUACAUGGACUGCUGUACAGUUGAUUGUAACUAGAUGAACCAAUGAUUGUAGAUAAUAUUAAAUGGCAAAUACCGAAGGG
Molecule: messenger RNA, 2037 nt
Organism: Sphaeroforma arctica JP610
Lineage: Eukaryota; Ichthyosporea; Ichthyophonida
Exons: 2
Coding region: 50-1258 (402 amino acids)
Source: RefSeq, a predicted model, not a curated record